AUAAAUGUAAAAUGUAAUGUCCCUUGCUAUAGUCAUAUUUCUUUUCUCUCUAACCCAAUAAUCACCGAAGAGAGAGAUAUGAAGACACAAGAUACUCUCCCCUCAUCAUCUUCUCACCGUGAAAGCGAUAGCAAUGGUACCGAAAAACUCCAUGCCAAGGUCGUUGGCUGCAUGUCCGGCCUUUUCCAUGAUCCAUCUAGUCUCCAAUUACCACGGCCGCCGAAAAUUACUUACAUUCGGAAAAAGGCAAGCCAAAAACGAGCUUGUUCCUACUACUGCUACAAAGUCUUCUAAAUCCAUAGAUAAAGAAAAGAAGCAAAUCAGCUCAACAAACCCCUCCUCCACGAAAAAUGUCACCCAGAGACACUCCUGCGAGGUACCGAGGAGCCCUACUUUGCCUGCGGAGAUUAGGCGGUACUCAGUUAAUUCGCCGCAUAACUUCAAAUCAGCCUCACCAGCAGGCCUAGUAGCGAGGCUAAUGGGAUUGGAAGAGCCUUAUUCUUCAACUACUAAGUCCAUGAUAUUGUCGAAAGCUAACACUGUGCAGCAACAGCUGUCGGAAUAUUCAUCCGCCGCCGAAAAGCGCCGGCAACUUCUGGGCGCCUUGGAGAAAUGUGAUCGGGACUUGCAGGCUCUGAAGAAAAUCAUAAACGCCGUGCGAUCGGCGGAGCAAUUGCAGUCACCUACCGCUUCCGCCGCUGUGUUGAGAAACUCGGAUGGAGUUAAUAAAGGUUUGGAGGUUCAUAUUAACAACAAUAAUAAUCAUAAUGCUGACAAGCCGAGUCGGGUUUCAGUUCUUGACGAGUCCACUCGGUCUCCUCUGAGCAAUUUAUUUCAAUCAAAACGACAGUCGUUAAGUUACGGAAGAGUUCAACAUCAAGCAAGACAACAAAAAAGAAAAGGAGAAGAAGACUUCAUCAAUCCAAGCAUCUUUGAUAGAAUCACAUGUGAAUCUCUUCAUAGGAAGACAAUCGUUAGUAGUCCUGAUUAUUUACAUCGAGUGGAACCUGCAGCAGCAUCCCUUCCACCACCGUCAUCAUCGUCAUUAUGGACUAGUGAAGCCAUGAGAGAGAAUGUAGAAGAAGUAUCCAAAGACAUUGCUUGGGGAGAGAGGCGUGAAAUUGGAAGAAUAGGCUUAGCAUUGCAAGACCGAAUUUGCAGAGACUUAAUUGAAGAAAUUAUCACAGAUAUGGGUUCAAUAAACUUCUACAAUAACUUGUAUUCUCCACUGCCCUUUGAGGCAUGUAAGAGAAGACUUUGUUUCUAGUUCAUUUAUGUUUUGUGUGAGUUUUAAGAAAAGAAAGAAGGAAAAAGAAAAAAAAAACUUAUUGCUCUCUAAAUUACUUUUCAGCAUAGCAUACCAUUUUAAUUUUUUAUUAUUUGUUUUCAGG
Molecule: messenger RNA, 1391 nt
Organism: Cannabis sativa
Lineage: Eukaryota; Viridiplantae; Streptophyta; Magnoliopsida; Rosales; Cannabaceae
Exons: 3
Coding region: 134-1267 (377 amino acids)
Source: RefSeq, a predicted model, not a curated record